Penicillium cosmopolitanum is the source of this 984-nucleotide messenger RNA. RefSeq names its product alpha/beta hydrolase. The transcript has 2 exons. Bases 1 to 984 code for a protein of 327 amino acids. Gene Ontology annotation, molecular function: hydrolase activity. Lineage: Eukaryota; Fungi; Ascomycota; Eurotiomycetes; Eurotiales; Aspergillaceae. The record is from RefSeq and is a predicted model, not a curated record.
AUGGCCGAGCCUCAGACUGCUACAUACACCUACAAAGUCGUUGGCGGGUUGAGUCUAACAAUCGACAUAUCAAGGCCGCGGAAUCUCCGGGAAACUGGCAUUGUGCUUAUUCAUUUCCAUGGAGGAUUUCUUGUUAUCGGUGAGAAAACCACAUUCCCACCUGACUGGUUGAUCAACGCCUGUCAGGCCCGAGGCUGGACAUAUGCAACCGCUUCUUAUCGCUUAAUGCCUGAAGCAACUGGUCUGGAAAUUCUCUCCGAUACCCUUGAUGCAGUCCGCUGGGUCCAUCAGAAUAUCAGCGAUCGCAUCAUCAUCGCGGGGUCAAGCGCGGGCGGAUACCUCGCAUUGGCAACGGGGGCGCACCCCGAAUGCCCGAGACCUCUAUCUAUUCUCUCUAUAUACGGAAUGCUUGACCCUGCAAGCAAGAGAUACAUCGAUUCAGGUGUUCCUCUCCGAGUUCCAGUUAGCAAUCUAGAGACGGCGUUGGAGGAAAUUGGGACUGUUGCGAAUAGUGGCCAGUCUAUUGACGGCUAUGCGUUUCCAAAGGAGCCUCCCAUCGAUCAGCGAUUCCGUUGGAUUGGCGCCAUUCACGAGGCUGCUCGUUAUCCAGAUCUUUUAACACGAAUUCCGGGUCUAGCCGGUCAGAUUAGGGAGGUGGGUGUUAGCGCGAUCCCAGUGUAUUUCCGAGGUUUGUUUCCUGUGUCUUUCAGAUUGAGUUCAGAGUUUCCUCCGACUGUUUUAUUGCACGGCGAUAGUGAUGAGCUGGUUGAUUUUGAGCAGAGUGCUUUAGUUGCUGAUAAGAUGAAAUCAUUGGGUAUCGACGUUCAUUUGGAACGCGCUGUGGGCCAGGGCCACGGAUUUGAAGUCAAAACCAGCAUCAACCUCGACGCGAUGGAGAUGGAAGGCGAAGAUGCGGCGAUGAAGGCGGGCCUCCGUCGUGUUAUUAUGGCACUGGAGGCAGCAGUUUCCAAAGUAAACCUUUGA